AUGCAUGCUCUUGCGAAUGGGACUACGAAGGAGCGAGGCGAAUUGCUGAGACGCUGGGUACAGUCGCAGGAGAACCUCCAAUCCUGUGAAAGCCUGGUGAAGGCGACCAGAAGAAGCAACUUACAAGGUCAGCGAGUGGUUCAGCUAGUCAGCGUCAAGGAUCGCGAUGCCCCAGGCAUCGUCGAAGAGACGAAGUAUUGGGUGACGACGGCCGAGACCCGUACGGACACCCUGGACAUUACGCAUGAGCAUCAGCUGACGGUGCAUGCAGCGGCCAGCCCCGAUGAUGCCUCCAACAUUCUGAAUGGGCUGGCCUUGAAGCAGCAGCAGGUCUUGAGACUUCGGCCCCUGGUGGCAGACGUGGCGGUGGUUCUCGUGCAUCAGUGGCAGGAUCCAAGCGCUCUGGCCAAGGCUCGAGCAGCUCCAGGCAAUGAGAUCAAGAAAGAAAUCUCGGGCAUUAGUGCCAUUCUCCUGGAUCUGCCGGACGACGAUGAGUUGAAGGAGGACUUGGCUAAGGCUCAGGGCAAGCUUAUCAAGCUGAACAAGAAGUUUCUUGGCUCCAUGCUGAU
Symbiodinium necroappetens is the source of this 569-nucleotide messenger RNA. The record is from the annotation of a GenBank genome assembly. NCBI's taxonomy places the organism in Eukaryota, Dinophyceae, Suessiales, Symbiodiniaceae.